AUGCUGUAUGGAGCUAUCAGACUGUACUGCACCUCAUCCCAAUGUAAAGUCUCUGAAAAUCGCCCUUCUAGGAAGGAAAAGGAGAAAAUCGACGUCGACUACUUUCGUCCAGUGAUCGACACGUUUCCGAAGCGGGUGACGGCAAUUAUCUCGCACAUCGAGGAGGGCAUUAUGCGAAGAACAGUCGACCAGUAUCCUGCCGACAUUGUCUUAGCACCAUCAGGGUGCCCCUUGACUGACCUCGAGUACGCCGACGAUGUUGUUAUAUUCGCGGAAAGCAGUACGAAACUUCAACAUGUUGUCAACCUUGUAUCGAAGCUGGCUGCAGCCUAUGGACUACGUCUGAACCUUGAUAAAUGGAAGCAGAUGUGGAUUUCUUCGAGACCUCGAACGGGAAUCAGGGUGGACAGACAACCGAUAGAACUCGUCGAUGAGUUCUGUUACCUGUGCUGUACGCUGAGGAACAACGGAAGGCUACGAGAGAGAUGUUCGGCAAAGAUGCGCUAA
Necator americanus (New World hookworm) is the source of this 507-nucleotide messenger RNA. RefSeq lists its product as uncharacterized. Bases 1 to 507 code for a protein of 168 amino acids. The transcript has a single exon. The record is from RefSeq and is a predicted model, not a curated record. Lineage: Eukaryota; Metazoa; Nematoda; Chromadorea; Rhabditida; Ancylostomatidae.